AUGACCGCCACACAUUUAUCUGGUUCCAGCCCGCCUGACAUCGAGGUAUACGAUGAUAUGAUGGAGACGGAAAAGUUGGAGAAGCCUCCUAUCGUCGACGAUCCUUUUGGAAAUGAAGAAUCCGGGGAAGUGAAGUAUCGUGUGAUGAAGUGGUGGCAAGCUGGAAUGCUAAUGGUUGCUGAAAACAUUUCACUCGGUAUUAUGUCUCUACCAUCCGCUGUGGCAACUCUUGGAAUUGUCCCGGCACUUCUCCUCAUUCUCGGCCUAUCUGGCAUCUCAUGGUACACCGGCUAUGUCUUUGGUCAGUUUAAGCUGCGCUACCCCCAUGUGCACAGCAUGGGUGACGCCGGCGAGAUUCUUAUGGGUCCCAUUGGACGAGAGAUCUGUUACUUCGGCCAGCUGCUAUUCAUUAUUUUCCUGAUGGCUAGCCACAUCCUCACCUUCACCGUGACAUUCAACACCAUCACAGACCACGGCACUUGCACCAUCGUCUUCGGAGUAGUGGGUUUGGUCGCGUGCUCCAUUGCUUCCCUCCCGCGGACCUCAGAGAAGGUGUUCAUGAUGUCCACCAUCUCUGCUGCCAGUAUUCUGAUCGCCACGAUCGUUACUAUGGUCUCUGUUGCAGUUCAGGAGCCUGCCGACGUUGUGAAUGAAAUCACCACACACCCUACUUUUGUUAACGCUUUCUUGGCCGUGACCAAUAUCGUCUUCGCUUUCAUCGCCCACGUGUCUUUCUUCGGUAUCAUUUCGGAGAUGGAGGAUCCCCGCCAGUUCCCCAAGUCUCUGGCUAUGCUUCAGGUUGUCGACACUACAAUGUAUGUUGUGGCCGCGAUGGUCAUCUACUGCUAUGUAGGCCCGGAUGUUUCGUCUCCCGCUCUUUCAGCUGCCGGGCCUGUGAUGAAGAAAGUCGCCUACGGCCUUGCGAUUCCCACAGUUAUUGUUGCUGGUGUCGUUUUCGGACACGUUGCAUGCAAGUACAUUUAUGUCCGCAUCUUCCGAGGCGAACGCUCCCACCACAUGCACCAGCGCAGUCUUCUUGCUACUGGUACUUGGGUUGCCAUCUGUUUGAGUACCUGGACUAUUGCCUGGGUUAUUGCCGAGUCGAUCCCUGUGUUCAACGAUUUGUUGAGCCUGAUUAGUGCUCUCUUUGGAAGUUGGUUCAGCUACGGCCUGCCUGCCAUUUUCUGGCUAGUCAUGAACAAGGGACAGUGGUGGUCGACACCGAAAAAGAUCUUCCUCACGAUCGUCAACUUCCUGAUUCUAGGAAUCGCUUGCGCUAUUUGUGGAUUGGGACUUUAUGUCUCCGGCAAGUCUAUUCACGACAGCACCACAAACUCCAGCUGGACUUGUGCUAGCAAUUCUAUAUAG
Penicillium pulvis is the source of this 1368-nucleotide messenger RNA. RefSeq lists its product as uncharacterized. The coding region runs from base 1 to 1368 and encodes 455 amino acids. Gene Ontology annotation, cellular component: vacuolar membrane. The record is from RefSeq and is a predicted model, not a curated record. Gene Ontology annotation, biological process: amino acid transmembrane transport. Gene Ontology annotation, molecular function: amino acid transmembrane transporter activity. The transcript has 8 exons. NCBI's taxonomy places the organism in Eukaryota, Fungi, Ascomycota, Eurotiomycetes, Eurotiales, Aspergillaceae.